This is a messenger RNA of Mytilus trossulus (common blue mussel), 7858 nucleotides long. RefSeq names its product DENN domain-containing protein 2C-like. Lineage: Eukaryota; Metazoa; Mollusca; Bivalvia; Mytilida; Mytilidae. The transcript has 20 exons. The record is from RefSeq and is a predicted model, not a curated record. The coding region runs from base 214 to 3396 and encodes 1060 amino acids.
GAAAUAUGGCUCUUGACGGUAUAGGAAGUGAAUAGUAAAUGUAAAGCGAAAACAUGUAAAAAUCCACAUAAUUAGAUAGUUUCUUGUGCUUCUGUUGAAUCAAAAGUAUAGAUGCAAGAUAUAAAGAUUUGUUAAGGAAAAUGAAAAAGAAAAGAGAAUUUAUGCAAAAAUGUUCAAUAUGGAAUUUUUUUCUAAAAGCAAACUUUAUCAAAUAUGUCUGAAUAUGUGAACCCCAAAACAAGUGUACGCCAAUUGAAUGCUGGUCAGAUGGAAAACAUCCGUAAAAGAUUUGAAAAUACUGGAGAAGGUACCAAUCCAAAACCUCCAAUUAGUCCUAAGAAAAUUCCUAGACCAGUAUCAGCUGCUGUGUCAAAUUCUAGCAAUGUAAGCCCAAAGAGGACCUUCCCAAAACCUGCAUUGACAUCACAAAAUGGGAGUAGUAAUGACAAGGGAGAAUUGACAUCAAUGCGAGAUCAAAUUUUACAUAAACGUAGACCAAGUAGUGAAUCUCCAGCAAUCAGUAAAUUAGUUCAGAAUUUUAGUGAGGGUAAUACACAGCCGACUGGAAAGUUAAAAACUGUACAUUCAGACAAUGAUAUUGCCUCUGAAGUAUUGCGACGAAAUCCUGUAUCAAGGUUCACUCCCUCGCGGCCAGUUUCUGUUGCAGAAAGAACAAAAAGAUUUGAAAGUAUAGACAAUUCUGAGGAUACCUUUGUUACAGGUCAGUCUACAGUUUCCUCAUUACGGCCACCUUCUAUUGCUAGAACAAGAUCACAACGUAUAAGUUCUUCAUCAGGAGAAGAUGAUCAUAAUGUUAUUAAACGAACACCUACUGCAAAACCCAGAUCACGACCAGUUAGUUCUGAGGUUGAUUCUAAAGAUAUAAAACCAACACCACCAAUUAAACCUCGUUCUCGACCUCCCAGUCAAGCUCAAGAGGAAGAUAAUGAAUAUGGUGCUGUUUGGGAGUCUGGGCCAACAGGUCCAAAUCCACCUCCUGUUAAACCCCCACGUACAGGUGCUCAUGAUGAUUAUAUGAAACUUAAAGAUUUGAACAUACAAGACAAACAAAUAUCUCAGGAAAAAUUUAAAGUAAAACAUCAUUAUGAAACCGUUCCAGAUGAUUUUAUUCCAAAUACAGUAACACCAGUUUAUAAAAGAAUUAAUAAAUCUGAAAGUGAAAAUAAUGAAAGUGUUUCAAAACAAGCCCUGAGGCCAAACAGACCUCCACCUCCUAGAGACAAACCAGAUACCAUGGCAACAAGUACCCCUCAAAAAUCAAAUUCGUUUUGUAAGAGGGAAAAGCCAGAAGUACCAAAACGACCAUCAGGAGAAACACACACUGGUAAUGUAUCACCUCUGUAUGAGGAACUUGAUUCAGUAAGAAAUUCUAAAUUUGAUUUAAAUAAAAUCAAACAUUGGGAUCGACCUGAUGAUAAUAUAUCUGAAGGAAGUGGCAGCUUGAAAAGAAGUUAUAGUGCUGAAUGUUUGCGGAGAGAUAACUAUUUUGACGAUCCUAUCUAUGUUGAUCCCAUUAAGGUUAACUUCAGAGACGACACAGAGUGUGAUGUUUAUGUUGAUCCAUCAGGUUACGCAGUACCCUACAGACACAACAUGCACAAACGACUUCAACAAACAGCUUCAACACCAGCGCAACCAAAGAAAAGUAAACUGUACCGUCAGUUAAGUAUGGAAGCCAGACCUAUAAGUCAAGCAGUGAGAUGCAAGCUGGGAAACUUGAGGAAGAGAAUAUUCAGUCCGGACACUCACCACUUAACUAAAGAUAGAAAAGAAUUUGACAUUUCAAAGAAUAAGAAGAAACUCCAAAGUGUUAAAAUGAAGAUCAAUAUAGCGUUUGCAAUUAUGAGGAAAGCAAAGAAAACAGAAAAUGAGGACCAUGAAGGAUCUCAGAGUCCUGAAUUAGGUUCUUUGGAAUCUGACAGUUUGGUAGAUGAAAAAGAAAUUGAAAAGAGAAAAGAUUAUUGUAGUAUUGUUAGGAGAAAUACAGCCAAGAAGAGAAAAGACAACAAACAAGCCCAGUCAGUAGCCUAUCCUCAGUUGUUUGACUUUGCCUUGAUCGUAGGUCUUGAGCCUGUCUCUGAAGAAGGAGGAUACAGGCCGUAUAUUAUAUACAAAUUUCCUGAACAGAGGAACAUCAAAAUAACUAAAAAUGGUCAAUUGAUAUUCUGUUCUUGUGGGCCUGCGAGAGAUGGAAAGAUAGAGAGUAAUAUCUCCAUUCCCCAGUUCUGUUUUCCUGAUGCAUUAGAAUUUGAUGUAAAAACAGCUUCUCCUGCAGCACCAAGUGAGUCUUUUUCCUUUGUACUGACCACCUUUGAUGGACAACAUGUAUAUGGAUACUGUAAAAGACUUGUGCCUAUCGACACACCAGCUGGAUUACCGGAGGUUAUUUGUAUUGUUAGUCCUGUAGAUGCUUUUUCAAUGUAUAAUGAUUUGUUGGAUGAAAUUGAAGACAAAAGACAACUAUCUUUGACCAUGGCAAAAGAGUUGAUUGUAGCAGCUUUUGGUAGACCCUUACCAGAACCAGGAAAGAUGGUCCAUGUCAGGACAUUGGAUGAGAAUUGGGAAACAGGAACUAUAUUUCUUGCCAGACCUUCUGAUGACAGAGUUGAUAAUGCUAAUAGAGAAACACUAUUACAUAAGCUUGGUGUAGAUAAACUUAUCAAAUUAUUUUCUGUGAUGUUACUGGAGAGAAGCAUUCUUUUCUGUGCCAAAAACCUUGGGAUUUUAUCCCAGACAAUCCAUGCCAUGAGAUCUUUACUUUAUCCAUUCUCCUGGCCCCACACAUACAUUCCCGUAUUACCAGAUACCAUGUUAGAUAUCUGUUGUUCUCCCACACCAUAUGUUAUUGGUAUACUGUCAUCACAUCUACAGAAAGUUCUUAAUCUACCACUAAGUGAGAUAUUUAUAUUUGACCUUGAUAAAAGACAGGUGAUUAAGUCACAAGGAGAUGAGGAUACACUGCUGCCUAAAUCUGUACAGAAAGCAUUAAAAACAGUCCUUAACAUGUGUAAAGUUGAGGGAGAUCUGAAAAAUGCCCAGAAUUUGCUGAUAUCAGAAGCUUUCCUUAGAUUCUUUGUUGAAGCCAUUGGACAUUAUGGUAACCACAUUACAACUCAGCAAAAUGGUCAGCUUGUUUUUGAGAGAGAUAGUUUUGUAAAGAAUGCACAGUCCUCUAGUAUGGAACAGUUCUUAGAAUGGUUUACAGAAACACAGAUGUUUGAAGUGUUCCUGACAGAUAAAGUGGAAACUAAAAACAAAUCAAAGACGAGUACUCUAAAUAUAUUCAACAGUCGUAUUAAGGAGUACAAUGAGGAAUUAGAAGAAGCAAAAAAAGACAAGAAGAAGUCAAAAGGAUUUCUAAAAUUACUGAAAUAGUCUCAGUCAUUCAGUGUCAUAGUCACAAACUAUUUAUAUUUAUCUGCAAAAAAUUGUCUCAUGUCAAAUCAGGAAAUGAUUAUACAUUGGAUAUAAACAUUAUAAACUUAUUCAUGAAAUAUAUUUAUACAUUUUAUGCAUGAAAUAUAGAGUCAUUGUAUAGAAGAAUAAUAUUGCAUUUAAUAACAAUUGUACUAAGUCAUAAUUCUGCAGUGAACUUUCUGCUAAAUUUGAAAAAAAGUUCACGAUAUCAUUUGAUUAAUAAUUCAAUACACAUAUUUUUUGUUGUCUGAAAACAUAGAAAAUUGAAAACAAUUAUGACAAAAUAAGAAGAAUAAACAAAGUAGAUAAGUGAAAGUUUUAACUUAAAUGCAUUUUCUCAACACAACUCAAACUUUUGAUAGCAUGCAAUAUAAGAAGUUUCAAUGCUAGGUGGUUUAACAUUUUUAUUGAGCCAAUUUUUACACUCCUUGUUAAACCUUUGGUUAAAUUCACUGACUUUAUGAAUGCUUUUCAUGAAAAGAAGAUCUUUUGUGUUUCUGUGAUAUAACACUAACAUGAGUUUCAAACAUUUAUAUACAAAGAACAUAUCACAAAUACUCUAUGAUCUCUCUCUAACUUUGAUAAGUUUUUCAUCAUGCAUAAUUCUGGCAUAAAAAGUGCAAUGACAAUAUGCAAUAAGGAUUUUAGUUUUGAUAAUUGGAAACAUGUUCAUACAUUAUUAAUGUAUUUUAAAGAAAAUUAAAUAACACAAAGACAUUUUUAGUAAGUUCUGGAAAAUUAUAUUUUUAAGUAGUGUUUGGAAUCAUGAUUUGUAAUAAGAAGAUUGAAGUUUAGUAUUAUUUGUUUUGCCCCCUUCCUCCCCCCCCCCCCCCCCCCCAUCCAUAAAAAAGAUGAAAUAAGUAGAAAUUCAAAAUACUAAAUAACUUUUUUGUUAGCCAUAGGGUUAUCAUUAUUUGAUUUUGGGAAUUUCAGUGCAGAAAUCGUAGAAUGUAUAAUGUAAUGAUAUGAACAGACAUAAUUAAUUUGUUUCGAGAAAAGAUCCUUACUCUAGAAGAUAUUUAAACCUCGAAACAGGCUUUAUGAAAUGCUUUGUUCAACAAAAUAUCUUGCUACUCAUAGCUAUAUGUGAAUGUGGUAUUGUCAAUAAAUAUAUUACAUUCCAAAAAACUCAGCAAAUAUAGUUAGUUUUAAUCUUUUUUUUAAUGUUUUUUACAAGUUUAGUUGUUUUUAUCUCUUGAGUAUCUUAAAGAAUCUUGGGAAAUUUUAAGGUACAAAUAAUAGCACUUAAUCAUAACCUCUAUGAUUUAACUACCCUCAUUUUAUUUUGAGGAAAUAAUUUUUAUUGAUUGAGGAAAUAAUUUUUAUUGAUUGAGGAAAUAAUUUUUAUUGAUUGAGGAAAAAACUUUUGUAGAUUGUUGAUUAUUUUUUUAUGCCAAAUUUAGAAUACAAGUCUCUAAUGAAAUUGUAUAUUUUUAAACACUGAUAUACUUGGUUCACCUAUGUCAAUGACAUUUAUCAAUCUGACAUGUAUAAAAAUAAGUUUGCAAUAUAAGAGCUGACAUUUUUUUGUAAGCAAUUGUUAAGUCAUUAUAUUAUUCAUUUGCUAGCUGCAUAUUCUAGUUAAAUGAAAGUAAAAUUUGUAUAAAAUGACUUAUCAGAAAACUUAUCAUGACAACAAGUGGCAGAAGGUUCUGGAUUUAAAAAAUAAUAAUUUGCAUAAUAUCUGAUAUUUAUUAUUAUAAUGGACAAUAAUCCUGCCUUUUUUCUGAAAUCCAGUAUCAACCCUGAAAAAAUAAACUGUCUCAAAAUCUAUUCUUUGAUAUUAGAACAUUAUCAGAUAAUGAAAUCUCAUUUAAACAAAUUGGUAAAUGAUAUUGUACUUAAUAUAUAUGAUAAGAAUCUCAUCCAAGCAAAUUUAUUAACAUAUGUUUCACAGUGAUCAGCAAUAGGUCAUACUUCUCAAUAAAUUACAUGAAAUAACAGAUUUAAUUUGGAAGGGAUUAGUUAUUAAACUGUAUUCAGCAUUGUAAUUUUAGAUUUGUUAAAGUGUAUAUAUAUCUUAAAUAUAAGUAAUAAGUGUGUUAUUUUUAAAGUAUAUAUAUAUAUAAUCUUUUGUAUGAAGGAAGGGUAAAUAGGUAAAAAAUUACUAUGUAAAACAUUUUAAUAUUAUUAUUGCUGUUGUUACAGAACAAAAUCAUCCUACAACUAAUUGUUUUUAUGCAUAAUUUAAGAAUUUGUACUAAUUUGUUUAAAUUGAAAUUGAAGACAUUGUUAUUUUAAAAUAACUUAAUACAUGCAUUUAAUGACAAAAGUUUUAUACAUUGCAUUUUAAAUAAUCACUUUAAAAUCAAAUUUUAAAGUUAACCCAAGAUUUUUCAUUUGCCUUUCAAUGCAUGUGAACAGUUGCAAAAUACAUAUUCCUUAAUUUCCAAUUGUAAGUUUUUCCUUCAUGGCUCAUUUUUCAUGAAAUAGGCACAAGAAUAAAAAAGUUCUUAACCGUAGUUUAUUGACAAUUGUCCAGAAUGGGCCAGUGUAAUAUGUUUGUUUUAAACUUGAAUAUUUUCAUACAUAUUAUAUCAAAUGUGUCAUGUUUUAUAACUGUAGGGUAGAUUUAAUAAUUUUAAUGAUAUAUAUAAUAAUGCUGAUGAUUUCAAACUGGUAUUUAUUUGCAUGUGCAAUCUAACAGAUUAUCAUCUGAAGUAGCAGUCAUAAGCAUAUAUAAAGUCCCAUGAUGUAUAUAGGUUUAUAAGAAUAUUAUUUAUCUGUGAUAUUUAUUAUUUCUGCUUAGUAUUAUUGCAUUUAUAUUUUAUUGCUAGGGGUAGAUUUUCCAUGCUUAAUUAUCUCAAUUGUUUGUACAUUGUUAGUGAAAUGUUGUUAGAUGGUUUUAAGGGAUUUUAUCAGACUGAUCAUUUUGAUCAUCAUAGUAUUAGUUAUAUAUACUAACAUUUUUAAUGAAAUUAUAGAAUCAUAUUUUUAAAGCAUUUUUAAGCUUACAAAUAUGAGAACAUAAUACAAUAUGGUUCUAUUCAUCUGAAAUAUUACUAAGAAGAAAGAUUAUGGUGAAAUAAUUUGACAAAACAUUAAUGAAAAUUGGUUUUACAUUAUUAUUCUUAUAAAUUAACUAUAGGAAAACAGUUGGCUAAAUACAUUACAAAUACAGUUUUUAACUAAGUGUAUAGGUGAAAGGCAAUGGAAAAUCUCAUUAAAUUGAUGAAGUCUUUGGCAUAAAACGCUAUAGAAUCCUUAAAGAAAUUUUGCCUAAAUUUCAAUUUAUCUUUUUCUGUAGGAAAUAACUCUAUGCCAAUGUAUUCAGAUUAAUUCUUGAAGAACAACAUCUAAUAUACAGUUCUUCCUAGACCAAUUUAAUGUGAGAGGGCUUACAUGAAACAUAAAACUGCUUGUAGCAAUUUGUGAUGCAGAAACAGUGCUGUAUAAUUGUCAAUUUGGCAGGAUAUACGAAUUUAUCUUAUAUAAUUUAGAAUAAAAUAUGUUAACAAUUCAGGCAUAAUCCUUAUAGUUGUUUUGAUAAUGAUGGCAUGGUACUUUGUUUUAAGAGACUGGUAGGGUUGUUUGCUCAAAGUAACUUUAUAUUUUUUUACUAAUUUAUAGCUUGUUUUGAUUUGAUUUAAACAAGAAGAAAAAAAUUCAGGUUGUAAAAGAAAAAAGUUUUCAACACUAUAAAUGGUUGUAACAGGUUAUUUGGUGAAUGGAAAUCAACAGUUUUUAAACUAUUUCUAAGGAAAACAAAUAUUGUCAUUUGAUACAGUAAUUGAAUAUUUUGAAAAAAGAUAAUAGCCGUCUUUGUGUUCAAAAUCAAAGUCAAAUGGUUACCAUAUAAGAUCUACAUUGGUCAGUUAAAACAAAACAAGAACAUCAAUAAAUUGAAAAUCUAUCUCUAUCUUGAUUUUUGCUUGCUUUUUAUUAUUUUACGCUAUUUAUCUUAAAAAUUGUAAUUGGUGGAUAUAAGUUGUUAUAUUUGACAGUACUUGUAUUACUUAAAUAUAAAAUUAUUCUAAUUUCUUAGUAUUUCAUUGCAAACAAUAUUGGAUAAAAAAAAUCCAUUUACAACGUUUUUUUAAUUUUAUUAAAAUGUAACAAAAAAUAAAAAUGUAUCAAUAGAUAUGAAUUGAGUUAAAAAAAUGUAUGGUUUUGAAGAUUUUUUUUGUAUUUUUGUUAUUUUAUAGUAAUAAACAAAACUCCCAAUUAAAUCAUGUUAUGAAAUUAAGGUCUUUUUGUCAAUCAUGAUGAAAAAAGUAAAAAUCACUUGUGGUAGGUACUACCAAUUACAUACUAGUACUUGGUAUUCAAUUUUUUUUAACUGUAAUGUAAAGGUACUACACAUAGUUUGUACAUUUUGCUGCAGCUUGCCUGCUUUAUUAUUUAUGGCACAGUGAACAUUUAUUAUUUCUUUUCUUUGCAUUCCAUAUCAAAAUGAUAAUAAAAUUUGUUAUUGUUUCUA